Mercurialis annua (annual mercury) is the source of this 2294-nucleotide messenger RNA. Its product is annotated as probable metal-nicotianamine transporter YSL6. Bases 180 to 2153 code for a protein of 657 amino acids. The record is from RefSeq and is a predicted model, not a curated record. NCBI's taxonomy places the organism in Eukaryota, Viridiplantae, Streptophyta, Magnoliopsida, Malpighiales, Euphorbiaceae. Gene Ontology annotation, cellular component: vacuolar membrane. The transcript is spliced from 2 exons. Gene Ontology annotation, molecular function: oligopeptide transmembrane transporter activity.
AUAUUUAUUAUAUAACAUUGGGAACAUGAAUGAGAGCUAUAAACCAGUCACCACCAUAGAAUUGAGAGAGCUAAACCAGUUUUCUUGUCAGCCUCUUUGAACUUCAAGUCAAGAAAAUUACAAGGUUUUCUUGCAGCUUAUGAACAUCUUAUGUGUUGGUUCUUGGAAUUUUCAGUCAAAUGACAACAGAAAGCACAGCUAUGCCUGAAACAUUAUUACAGCCAUUGAUUUCUGAUGAAAUUCCAAAAUGGAGGGAUCAGAUCACAAUUAGAGGAUUAGUGGUGAGUGCUGUAUUAGGAACCCUGUUCUGCAUUUUAGAGCACAGACUGAGUUUAGCAGCAGGAAUCGUCCCUGCUAUGAAUAUAGUUGCUGCAUUGCUUUCUUUUUUCAUUGUCAAAAUGUGGACUAGUUUUUGGUCAAAAUUUGGGUUCUCCACAAUCCCUUUUACUAAACAAGAAAAUACCGUAAUCCAAACUUGUAUCGUUGCUUGCUAUGGCGUCGCAGUUAGCGGCGGAUUUAGUACGUAUCUGCUUGCAAUGGACGAAAGGAUGUAUCAACUGGUUGGUGUUGAUUACCCCGGAAAUCGCCCGGAAGACGUAAAGAAUCCCGGGUUAGGAUGGAUGAUUUGUUUCUUAUUUGGUGUUAGUUUUCUAGGGAUUUUUAGUAUUGUUUCGCUACGUAAGGUCAUGAUCGUAGAUUAUGACCUCGCUUAUCCUACCGGAACUGCAACAGCUGUAUUGAUUAAUAGCUUUCAUACGAAUACAGGACUCGCGGAUAAUCAAGCGAGUUAUGUCGGGAAGUUUUUCACCUUGAGUUUCUGUUGGAGUUGCUUCAAGUGGUUCUUUAGUGGUGUUGAUGAUUCUUGUGGAUUUGAUCAUUUUCCAAGCUUAGGUUUGACACUUAUGAAGUACUCAUUCUAUUUUGAUUUCAAUCCUAGCUUUAUUGGCUGUGGCCUUAUUUGCCCUCACCAAGUAAACUGUUCUAUUCUUCUUGGAGCAAUCAUAUUUCAGGGGUUUCUGUUACCUUACAUUUCGAAACAAUCCGGAAUUUGGUAUCAGGACAAUCUACAUGACAGUGAUCUAAAAGGCCUCGGCGGAUAUAAGAUUCUCAUGUCGAUUUCACUUAUUCUCGGAGAUGGCAUCUACAAUCUAAUCAAGAUUGCAGUACUAACAUUAAAGAAAAUGCAGAAUAGCCCGAAACAGGAUGACCUACCGAUCUGCAAUAACGGAACCAGCUCGAAACUCAUUCUCGAGCUAAGAAAUGAAAUGUUCCUGAAGGAUAGAAUUUCUCCUUGGAAUGCAGGUUUUGGGUUUAUAAGCAUGGCAGUAAUUUCAGCAUUGACCAUACCGAUAAUAUUUCCGCAACUAAAGUGGUAUUUAGUACUAAUCUCUAGUGUUCUAGCACCAAUUUUCGCCUUCUGCAACUCGUACGGCACUGGACUGACAGACAUGAGCAUGCUUACCACUUAUGGAAAGAUUGGAAUUUUCAUAAUCGCUUCGUUAGUCGGAACAAAUGGCGGCGUAAUAGCUGGAUUAUCAGGCUGUGGUGCAAUUAUAACAAGUGCCUCUUCUGCAUCAGAUUUAAUGCAAGAUUUUAAGACAGGUUAUCUAACCUUAACUUCUUCAAAAGCUAUGUUCAUAAGCCAAUUAGCAGGAACAGCAAUCGGAUGCAUCGUUGCGCCAUUAACAUUCUGGUUGUAUUGGAAUGCGUUCGACAUUGGAUCACCCGACGGACCAUAUCCGGCUCCGUACGCAAUUCUUUUUCGGCAAAUGGCGAUUCUUGGAGUUUCAGGAUUUUCUCAGCUGCCAAAGUAUUCUUUAGUGAUAUUCUGCAGUUUCUUGAUGUUGGGGUUGGUUUUGAACAUUCUGAGAGAUGUAGUCUCGUCGAAAAGUUCGAGAUUUAUUCCGAUUCCGACGGCGAUGGCCAUCCCGAUAUUUGUGGGAGGUAACUUUGCGAUUGACAUGUUUGUAGGGACAGUAAUAGGAUAUGUUUGGGAGAGAAGGAAUGAGAAAAAUGCAGAGGAUUAUGGAAGUUCAGUUGCUUCAGGUUUAAUAUGUGGUGAUGGAUUAUGGACAAUUCCUUGUGCUAUACUCUCAAUAUCAAGAAUUAAUCCUCCUAUUUGCAUGGAUUUUAGACCUUCUUUAAGUAGAUGAAUUUGUAUAAUAUCUUAAUCAAUUGCUCAUAUUAUGCUAGGUAGUGGUGAUCACUUGCUUAUAAUUAACUAACUUGCUAAUGUAAUUGUGUAGAAACCUAUUUCCCGACAAUUUAUGACACGACCUGUUUAAAGGACACAA